Molecule: messenger RNA, 5152 nt
Organism: Ctenopharyngodon idella (grass carp)
Lineage: Eukaryota; Metazoa; Chordata; Actinopteri; Cypriniformes; Xenocyprididae
Gene: ksr1b
Product: kinase suppressor of ras 1b
Exons: 20
Coding region: 257-3115 (952 amino acids)
Biological process (GO): protein phosphorylation
Molecular function (GO): protein kinase activity; ATP binding
Source: RefSeq, a predicted model, not a curated record
ACUGAGGGUAUGGUGAAACCUAUGCGAGCGCUUCUCACAAGGCUUCACGGGAUAUACAUACAACGUUUUUGAGGCGGAACAAGCUGACAAGGCGUCCUGUCUUGCUGUCAAACCAGUCCACGAGUAUGUUUGAGGAGCAUGCUUGAGCUGUGAACUAGUACACAAAAACUUAUUUGGAGUAGGACUGUCACCUCCGUUUAGUCUACAUGCGUUUACAAACAUGUCUUUGGACUAGUGUUUGCUGUAGUUCGAGCUCAUGCCCCUAAAGCCGUGCCAAUGCCGAGGAAUGGAUACUAGUGUCUCUGGCAAAGGUGGAAACAUGGUAGCAAGUGAUGAGGAGCAUUUGGACGGGAGGGAUGGCAGUAACGCAGGGAUGGACGCGCUUCACCAGUGCAAGCUCAUCCAGAACUUGAUCGAGAUCUCCAUCUCUAGUCUGAAGGGGCUCCGGACCAAGUGCGCCGCAUCUAACGACCUGACCCAACACGAGAUACGCGCUUUGGAGGUGAAGCUGGUGAAGUACAUCAGUAAACAGUUAGAGUGGAAGCAGAGCGUUCCAGAGAGUGACAGACCGCUGGCGCUGGACUCUUACCCAAACCUCACAGACUGGCUCUACAUCAUCAACCUCCGGCCAGAACUCAUUGAGGCAGUCCCUGUGAAGCUGUCUCUGGAUGCUUUGCUGCAAAUGUCCAGUGCCCAGGUGGAAGACACCAUGAAAAGACUGGGUUGUAGCAGCGAGGAGUGUUCCCGCAUCACCGCUGCCCUCUCCUGUCUCAAGAGCGCUACUGACACAGGAGGAGGACUUCUUAGGAAAGAAGGCAUCCCGUGGAUAGCAGAACCCACUCAACGUGACAGUACCUCUGCUGACCCGCUGUCUUGUUCUAUGCGUGCACCUCAGUCUUACAGUCCCAACCCAAUCAGCUGGCCCCCUCCUUCUGCUUUCCCUGCCCCUCGUUCCUGUGUGUCAGUUUCUGCCCUACCCUCAGCGGACUUCCCUACAAUUGUCCACACCCGCUAUGACGGGCUGACGGACCCCUUCUCAUCCUCCCCGCAGCUGAACCGCUGCACCUCCGGGCUGCUGUCCACCCCUCCAGCCACCCCACCACCGAAAAAGUCCGGCAAGUUGAAGCCCCUACGAACUCCACCACCCCCCUCCCGCAAGCUGCUGAACAUCUUUCCCAGCAUCACCCUCACACGCAGCAAGAGCCAGAGCCAACUGGCCAACCGGAUAGAUGACCCUACACCCAACAAGAGUGGGAAGAAAAACAAGCCGCUUCUGAACGUGCAGGUAAACGGUGGAGGAAAUGGCUGGGAAGACUCACCAUCACGAUCACCACUGCUGUCUGCCCGUUCCCCCUGCAUCCUACCAAAUACCCCCAGUCAUCUGGGAGAUCCUGCGGGUAUAAGAAAUAAUAUUGCAACCCAUGGAAGCUCUCCGCUAAUCAUGAGGAAGGAUAUUGGUCUGGAUGUCACACACAGGUUUUCCACCAAGUCCUGGUUGUCUCAGACGUGCCAGGUGUGCAAGAAGAACAUGAUGUUUGGUGUUAAAUGCAAACAUUGCAAGGUGAAGUGCCACAACAAAUGUACCAAAGAGGCCCCUAAGUGCAGGAUUUCAUUUGCACCAUUUCCAAACAAGAUCAGAAGAACGGAAUCAGUACCAUCAGGAAUCAACAACCAGGUGGAGCGACCGGCAGAGUCGCAUCAGUACGGAACAUUACCCAAGGCAAUAAACAAAAAGGAGCACCCUCCAUCACUGAGUCACCUGGACUCCAGUAGUAACCCCUCCUCCACCACCUCCUCCACCCCCUCCUCACCUGCCCCCUUCAGUCAGAGCAACCCCCCAAGCGCCACUCCGCCUUCCAACCCCUCCCCUAAGGGUCACAUUGACAGUCGCUUUCACUUCCCAGCUGCCUGCUACUUUCAGCAUAGACAGCAGUUUGUCUUCCCUGACGUAUCCAGUUCCACGCAUCCAAAUGGCAGUUACAACACUGGAAAGUCACAUGGGUUCAGAAAAACGGAAACAGACCAGUUGGAUGGUAAUGUCAAGCAGACCUCAACAGGCCAAAGAGAAGCUGUGGAUGAGGAACAGCAAGGGGACGACGGUCAGGAUCAGGAGGGAUCGGACGAUGAAAGUGAAGAUGAUGAAGUGGAUGACCUGCCCAACUGCAGGGGAUACUGGAAGGACCACAUAAGCCGUAAGGCCAGCCAGACUAGCGUUGACCUUCGGGAGUGGGAUGUGCCGUUUGAGCAGCUCGAGCUCGGAGAGCUGAUCGGUAAAGGCCGCUGGGGGAAGGUGUGCAGGGGCCGCUGGCACGGAGAGGUGGCCGUUCGACUGUUAGAGAUCGACGGUAACAAUCAGGAGCACCUGAAGUUGUUCAAGAAGGAGGUGAUGAACUACCGGCAAACACGACAUGAGAACGUCGUGCUGUUUAUGGGGGCCUGUAUGAACCCGCCCCAUCUGGCCAUUAUCACCAGCUUUUGUAAAGGACGGACGCUGUACUCUGUUGUGAGGGACUCUAAACUUGACCUCAACAAAAUACGACAAAUCGCUCAGGAAAUAGUAAAGGGAAUGGGUUACCUUCAUGCAAAGGGAAUUGUGCACAAAGAUUUAAAGUCCAAGAAUGUGUUUUACGAUUCAAACAAAGUAGUCAUCACAGAUUUUGGCCUGUUUGGGAUGUCUGGAGUGGUCCAAGAGGGCAGGCGUGAAAAUGAACUGAAGCUGCCACGGGGGUGGAUCUAUUACUUGGCACCAGAGAUCGUGCAAAAGAUGGGACCAGGAAACCAAGACUGUUUGCCCUUUUCAAAAGCUGCUGAUGUUUACGCCUUUGGCACUAUCUGGUAUGAGCUCCAGGCCAAAGACUGGCCCAUCAUCAACCAACCGACUGAAGUUUUGAUCUAUCAGCUGGGAAGUGGAGAAGGCAUCAGAACGUUACUGACCUUUAAGGGUACAAGCCUGGGCAAGGAGGUUACGGAGAUCCUGUCCGCCUGCUGGUCCUUUAAAGUUGAGGACAGACCUACAUUCACUCAGCUGUCGGACUUACUAGAGAAGCUGCCGAAGCUCAAUCGCAGGCUCUCGCACCCCGGACACUUCUGGAAGUCUGAGGAGUAUGUAUCCUAGACUGGACUGCUGGCAUGCUGUGAAUCCCCCUUUUUUGGGGGGGUGUAGUUUAGUGAGCAUGGUAACUAACUGAUGGUUUGGAGCCGACCUGUGCAUUGUUUUGUUUUUUUAUUCUGAGCCUUCUUAAUCUUACACUAUUGGAUUUUUAGUGUAGCGAGUAUCAGAGGGAUGCUGUGCAUGAAAUCAACCGAAUGAGUGCUGUGUCUUAUAUUUGGUCAAACCUGAUGUCAUAUGGUGCGGGAAAUCAUUUUUGAGAGCGUAUGUGACAAUAAGUGAUGAAAAAACGAGUGUAUGUUUGUGGGUGUUUUUCUGCUACCAAAGUUUUUGCCUGUUAUAUGAAUGACGGGUCUGGUUUGCUAAUAUGUGUGAAGCUUGUGUUUUUAUCAUUUAUUAUUCACCAUAUAGAAAUUUAGAAUCGGAUCCUGUUCUGGUUUAGCGGGAAGAUGCGCAUUGAUUUAACCUGUUACAUUUUAAAGAUGUUCAUAUGUCCAGAUAUCUGGCCUGUGGUCAGUAAUGCACCUGUUAUAUUUAAAAAAAUAUAUUGUUUAGACUGUGGUGAAACGGGCACAAUCAGAUAAUUAUUUUUAUAAUAAAUAAAAUUCUAAUGACAAUAAUUGUAAUUAUAUUAUUAUUAUUAUUAUUAUUAAUCAGUAAAACCAUAUGAAAAGUCUUUUACGGAGGAAAAAAAAGUAAUGUUUCUGUUUGUUGUUUCUGCCCUUUUUCUUGUGGGUCUCUCUCCAUUCUGGGAAUGGGCCAAACUGUGAUCUCAUCUGUCAUCUGCUGUUCCUGUCUCCACAACCUUUGUUCUCACCACCAACGUGUCACUUUAUUUUCUCCUCUGUACUUUCCUUCCUUCUGUUCUCUGAUUGGCUGAAUGUUCAGUGCAUGGCAUCACCACUGUCUGCGCGAGCACUGCAGUCCGGGUCUACGCUCUCGCUGUCCCUAUGUGUACAAAUACGACCAUUUGUCCACAGCUGCCGUUAACAUCAGCUCGGCUGCUGCAUUCAAAGAAAGCAGCUGAUUCAGAUGUCUGAUUCUAUUCCAUUUAUUUCCUGUGUGAUUUAUUGAUUUCUAUGCUUUUCAUAAACAGAGCGUCUUUCAAAUCUUUGCACUGUUCGCCUUUGUGUUGCUUUUCAUUAGCAGUACUUUUAGUCUCUUAGGCUUUUAAACCUUUGACUGUUCUAAUACUGAGCAAAGGCAUUUCAGCUGAACUUUGUAAAUGGAAAAUAUGCUGAUAGGAUUUCCUGCUUUUUUUUUUUUUUGGAGCUAGCAGGCUUUUCCAAGUUACAUAUUCCCCUUGUGUGCUGUGACUGCCGUCACAUGAAUAGAAUGUGAUCUCUAUUGCACUUCUGAUAGUCAAGACCUUAUGCUUUGCGUUCCACAAAUCUUCUACUGUAUUCUUACACAAGUGACUUCCAUUUCCCACAUUUUUGCUCAAAAUUAAGAUGAAUAAUAUUUUACCGGAUGCUAAUCUGACCUACUGAGCCGAGCCCUACCAGGACAGUUUAAGAGCCUCAAAAAUAAAGAUCCUGACUAGGUAUUUGUAAUAUCAUAAAGUAUGAAAGAUAUUUUGACCCAUCAGGAUGACGUUCAGGAACUUUUAAUGUCUAAUACCUCUCGUUUGAGUUUGUGUGACUGUAUGUGAGUGUGUGAGCGUUUGCAUGCAGAGUUUUGGGUGAUUUAUUUGUGGUGUUAUAAGAAAAAAUGAGAGGAUGAUUGUUAAAGUCUGCAGUGACUGUUCCCAUAACAACAGACAAUAGAGAACUAUUGUUUUAUUUAUUGUACAGCUAAGAUUUCUUAUGUUAUUUGUACAAAAUUUUAUAUGUUCCAUCAAAUUAUUUUGAAAAGGUACUUUACUCCUGUUGUACAGCUCUUUAUAUACAAAGUGUCUCGGAUAUAAAAUGUACAUUUCUAGAAUGAGAUUGUGGUUUUAAUGUUAUGUAAUUAUGAAUUCAUAUUUUUGUAAAGCUUAUAGCCGUGUGUCUGUAAACACAAUGUAAUUUUAUCCUGGCAGAAAUAAUAAACAAAUGAAACAUU